Tricharina praecox is the source of this 900-nucleotide messenger RNA. RefSeq names its product GTP cyclohydrolase 1 type 2/Nif3. The record is from RefSeq and is a predicted model, not a curated record. Lineage: Eukaryota; Fungi; Ascomycota; Pezizomycetes; Pezizales; Pyronemataceae. The transcript has 3 exons. The coding region runs from base 1 to 900 and encodes 299 amino acids. Gene Ontology annotation, cellular component: cytoplasm; mitochondrion.
AUGAACACCGCCCUCCGCACCCCCCUAGUCCGCACCGUCGUGAGCGCCAUCCAACGGCUCUACCCUCUCGCGCUCGCCGACAAAUCCUGGGACAACACCGGGCUUCUCCUGGAGGCACCGCAUCGAUUCGACCUCGCCGCCUCACGUCCGUCAAAGCACGUAGUCCUGCUAACGAUCGACCUGACGCGUGCGGUGGCGGAGGAGGCGAUCGCUCUGCGCUCCUCGUUCGUCGUUACGUACCACCCGAUCAUCUUCCGGCCGCUCAAGAGCCUUACAUUCGCCGACCCGCAGCAGGAGAGCCUGCUGUGGCUCGCGCAGGAGGGGAUCAGUGUGUACUCGCCGCAUACGGCGGUUGAUGCUACGAUAGGUGGAGUCAACGAUUGGUUGGCCGAUGGGAUCUCGGGUGGCACUGCGUGCGAGACGGCGAGGAAGGUGAUCCAGAAGGUGGACGGCCCGGAGGGGUUCGAGGACAGUGGCAUGGGGAGGGUGCUGGUGCUUAAGGAGCCGGUGACGUUGGGCGUGUUGGUGGAUAGGGUCAAGAAGCAGCUGGGGAUGGAGAGGUUGAUGGUUGCUGAUGGGAGUGGCGGGAGGAAGAUUGAGAGGAUCGCGCUGUGUGCGGGCAGUGGAGGGAGUAUGUUGAAGGGCCUCGAUGUGGACCUGUACUAUACUGGGGAGCUGAGCCAUCAUGAGGCACUGGCGGCGAAGGAGAUCGGGAUCAGUGUCAUCAGCUGCUUCCACACGAACACUGAGAGAGGGUUCCUGACUGCCGUCAUGAAGCAGAAGCUCGGCGAUGCGUUGGCUCGGGAAUGGGAGCAGGUGGCAGAGGCGGAGAGGGAAGGGAAGGAAGGCUUUGAGGUGGUUGUGAGCAAGAAGGACAGCGAUCCGUACAAUAUCGUAUAG